GGCUCGGCACUUCCGGUACGGGAAACUCCUUGCUGCCGCUGGGCUGGCUUGACAGGCGCGGUCACUGCAAGUAGCUCUGUCUCCUUUCGUCUUCCUCGCGUCCAGCCUUCCAGCUCUUUCGCCACCGCCGUCCCGCAUCUCCUGUCUCUGCAGGCGCCCCUUCCCCAUGUUCCGGGGCAGGAGUCCUGAAAGCGAAGACCCGCUCGCCGGUACCCCAUCAUGUCCGAACUGACUAAAGAGCUGAUGGAGCUGGUGUGGGGCACCAAAAGCAGCCCCGGUCUCUCUGACACCAUCUUCUGCCGCUGGACGCAAGGGUUUGUGUUUAGUGAAUCAGAGGGAUCUGCAUUAGAACAGUUUGAAGGUGGCCCCUGUGCUGUUAUUGCACCUGUUCAGGCAUUUCUUUUGAAGAAGCUCCUGUUCUCUUCAGAGAAGUCUUCUUGGAGGGAUUGCCCAGAGGAAGAGCGGAAGGAACUCCUUUGUCAUACCUUAUGUGAUAUUUUAGAGAGUGCUUGUUGUGACAACUCUGGAUCAUACUGCCUCGUUUCCUGGUUAAGAGGAAAGACAGCUGAGGAAACGGCUAGUAUUUCUGGGAGUCGUGCAGAGUCUAGCUGCCAAGUGGAACAUUCUUCUGCCUUGGCUGUCGAAGAGCUUGGCUUUGAGCGAUUUCAUGCAUUAAUUCAAAAGAGAUCAUUCAGAAGUUUAUCAGAAUUAAAAGAUGCUGUCUUGGACCAGUAUUCAAUGUGGGGAAACAAAUUUGGAGUGUUGCUUUUUCUGUAUUCUGUGUUACUGACAAAGGGCAUUGAAAACAUAAAAAACGAAAUUGAAGAUUCAAAUGAACCUUUGAUAGAUCCUGUAUAUGGACAUGGCAGCCAAAGUUUAAUUAACCUCCUACUGACGGGACAUGCUGUUUCUAAUGUGUGGGAUGGUGAUAGAGAAUGCUCAGGAAUGAAACUUCUUGGUAUACAUGAACAAGCAGCUGUAGGAUUCUUAACAUUAAUGGAAGCUUUAAGAUACUGUAAGGUUGGUUCUUACUUGAAAUCUCCAAAAUUCCCUAUUUGGAUUGUUGGCAGUGAAACUCACCUCACCGUAUUUUUUGCCAAGGAUAUGGCUUUAGUUGCUCCCGAGGCUCCUUCAGAGCAAGCGCGGAGAGUUUUUCAAACCUAUGAUCCAGAAGAUAAUGGAUUCAUACCUGAUUCACUUCUAGAAGAUGUGAUGAAAGCAUUGGACCUUGUUUCUGAUCCUGAAUAUAUCAAUCUCAUGAAGAAUAAACUAGACCCGGAAGGAUUAGGAAUCAUCUUAUUGGGUCCAUUCCUUCAAGAAUUUUUUCCCGAUCAGGGCUCCAGUGGUCCAGAGUCUUUUACUGUCUAUCACUACAAUGGAUUGAAGCAGUCAAAUUAUAAUGAGAAGGUAAUGUAUGUUGAAGGAACUGCAGUUGUUAUGGGUUUUGAAGAUCCUAUGCUACAAACAGAUGACACUCCCAUUAAACGCUGUCUCCAAACCAAAUGGCCAUACAUUGAAUUACUGUGGACCACAGAUCGCUCUCCUUCACUAAACUAAUUUGCCUAUUUAUAAGGAAGAUUGUAAUAGCAGAUGUUGAAAGAGGGAUGCAAGACUGGCAGUUGGCUACAUGAAGCUAUACACUGGUAUCACUGAUUAACUGUAAAUAACAAUUAAAAACACAUUUUCAGUGUUUAA
Molecule: messenger RNA, 1695 nt
Organism: Lontra canadensis (Northern American river otter)
Lineage: Eukaryota; Metazoa; Chordata; Mammalia; Carnivora; Mustelidae
Gene: MINDY3
Product: MINDY lysine 48 deubiquitinase 3
Exons: 15
Coding region: 220-1557 (445 amino acids)
Biological process (GO): protein K48-linked deubiquitination
Molecular function (GO): K48-linked deubiquitinase activity; cysteine-type deubiquitinase activity
Source: RefSeq, a predicted model, not a curated record